AUGACUCGCUCACUGCCGUUUUUGUUCUCGAAGACGUGCUCCGUCCUGACGCCACUGCAACCGUCAAGGCUCUACAUGAACGUGAUAUUUCAGUUCCAUAUUGUCUCAGGCGAUGACGACGGUGUUGUCCGCUCCGUCGCAACAUCCUUGAACAUCUCUGAUUCUAAUUCUCGCUCCUACCGCGACCCUGCUGGUAAGCAGGCAUACGCUCAGGAUCUCCUCUCUCAGACAAGGGCCGGCGAUAAGUCCAAAAGACCAAAUGUCAUGUUCUGCGCGACGGGACCAACGAUGCAGUCGCUUUAA
Molecule: messenger RNA, 303 nt
Organism: Aspergillus chevalieri
Lineage: Eukaryota; Fungi; Ascomycota; Eurotiomycetes; Eurotiales; Aspergillaceae
Exons: 1
Coding region: 1-303 (100 amino acids)
Source: RefSeq, a predicted model, not a curated record